This is a messenger RNA of Ogataea philodendri, 720 nucleotides long. RefSeq lists its product as uncharacterized. The transcript has a single exon. The coding region runs from base 1 to 720 and encodes 239 amino acids. The record is from RefSeq and is a predicted model, not a curated record. NCBI's taxonomy places the organism in Eukaryota, Fungi, Ascomycota, Pichiomycetes, Pichiales, Pichiaceae. Gene Ontology annotation, molecular function: oxidoreductase activity, acting on the CH-OH group of donors, NAD or NADP as acceptor.
AUGCCCACUUACUUUAUUGCCGGAGCCUCGAGGGGUAUCGGCCUCGAACUCACCAAGCAACUUAGUAACGACAAGAACAACACCGUCAUCGCGUCCUAUCGUACUUCUGCUCCUGAACUUUUUGAGCUGGCAGAGACGGAUAAUGUGAAGACCGUGGUUCUGGAUAUCAACGACCAAAACUCCAUUGAAUCGCUGCCACAACAGCUUUCCGGGGUGUCUAUCGACGUUAUCGUCCUCAACGCAGGUAUUGCUCGCAGCUUCUUACCUGUUGCUCAAACCCCGAGACAGCUCUGGAUCGACCAUUUCACCACCAAUACCAUUGGCCCGGUAAUGGUGUUUCAACAGCUACAACACUUGCUUGCUCCCUCUGCAAAAGCGAUUUUCAUUUCAUCCGUCGCUGGCUCCAUUCAAAGCUUUCUUCCUUUGCGGAGCAGUGCGUACGGCGCAUCCAAGGCCGCCCUCAACUUUGCCAUCAAAAAACUCAGUGAAGAACAUCCCACAAUCAUCUUCCUAGCGAUCCAUCCCGGUAUGGUCGCUACAGAAACAGGCGAAGACUCGAUUGAUUCCAUUGCAAACGGCAACCAAGAACUCAAAGCCAUGCUCAUGCAAUCCUCCAUCAGCCCAGAAGCCAGUGCAGCAAACGUUAUAAGAUCCAUUCAUUCUCCGUCCAUCUCUGGACGCUUUAUUAGAGCGGACGACCAAAUGGAUAUUCCUUUCUAG